Messenger RNA from Ylistrum balloti, 840 nucleotides. RefSeq names its product L-proline trans-4-hydroxylase-like. NCBI's taxonomy places the organism in Eukaryota, Metazoa, Mollusca, Bivalvia, Pectinida, Pectinidae. The record is from RefSeq and is a predicted model, not a curated record. The transcript has 9 exons. Bases 1 to 840 code for a protein of 279 amino acids.
AUGGACAAGUCGUGCGACUUCCGGCUAGGUGACGAUGGUUCUUUUGAGGUUACAGAAAGCGUCCUUCGUGCUUUCUGGGACAAAGGCUACAUCAUUAUCAGGGCUUUACUGGACAACGAGGAGCUGACCAAGGUCAAGGAGGUCAUUGAAAAUCCUAAUGUACUUAAGUACCAGUACGGGCGACCAGACAAAAGUGGUAAGGAACCAAAGCUCAUAUUAUGGCAGCAUCCAGGUGAUGACGUCACAGGAAUGGUGGCUCGUUGUCGGAAGAUUGCAGGAACAUGUGAUAAGCUCCUGGGGGGCGAGGUAUACCAUUACCAUACCAAACUUGUCACGAAAGAACCCUACAUUGGAGGCACGUUUGAAUGGCACCAGGACUAUGGGUACUGGUACAAGUAUGGCUGUUUGUUCCCAGACAUGAUGAGUGUGUUUGUGGCCGUGGAUCAAUGUAGAAAAGCCAACGGAUGUCUCCAGCUACUAAGCGGCUCACACAAAUGUGGAAGGAUUGACCACACGAUCGUUGCUCAUCAGACUGGAGCUGACGUCGACAGGGUGGAGGCCAUACAAGAAAAGCUUCAACACGUAUAUGCCGAACUCGACGCAGGUGACGCUCUGUUUUUCCAUUGUAACGUGCUUCACACAAGCACUGACAACACCAGUGCCGACAAUAGACGGGGUCUCAUCUUAGCGUACAACAGGAAGUCUAACAAUCCAGGACCGCACCAAAAACACCCGGGUUACCGUCCGAUAAAUCAGGUUUCUGAUGAUGCUGUUCGACAAUGCACAAAUACGACCAAUUUUGAGGGUAAGGAUUUCUGGAUAGUACAACCACAAAUAUAG